AAAGACUUAAAAGCUACCAACUCUUCUCCAACUGAUGCUGAUUAUAUUACUAUUGAAGAAAAUUCAGAUUCCCUACCAGACUCUACAGAAGAUGAUUUUAAUUUUUCAGAUGACUAUAUAUUGCCAAAUAAUAAAAGCUCAAAAAAUUCAAUAUUAAAAGCAAAGAUUAUUAUUAAUACUAAAAA
Messenger RNA from Racocetra fulgida, 185 nucleotides. NCBI's taxonomy places the organism in Eukaryota, Fungi, Glomeromycota, Glomeromycetes, Diversisporales, Gigasporaceae. The record is from the annotation of a GenBank genome assembly.